CGGCGUCGCCCUCGGGCGGGGGUCCCUCCCUCCCUCCCUCCUUCCAUCCUUCCUUCCUUCCUUCCUUCCACCCGCAGAGCCUUCUUCCUUCCCUUCUUCCUUCCCUUCUUCCUUCCCUCCUUCUCUCCCUCCGGGAACUUUCUGCAUGACUGUCUCUAAGAUGUCAUGGCGGCCGCAGUAUCGCAGCUCCAAGUUCCGGAACGUCUACGGCAAAGUGGCCAACCGGGAGCACUGCUUCGACGGGAUCCCCAUCACCAAGAACGUCCAUGACAACCACUUCUGCGCCGUCAACACCAAGUUCCUGGCCAUCGUGACGGAAAGCGCCGGAGGGGGAGCCUUCCUUGUCAUCCCAUUGGAACAAACCGGCCGGAUUGAGCCCAACUACCCCAAAGUGUGCGGCCAUCAGGGCAACGUGCUGGACAUCAAAUGGAACCCUUUCAUUGAAAACAUCAUCGCCUCCUGCUCAGAGGACACCUCGGUCCGGAUAUGGGAGAUCCCGGAGGGGGGCCUGAAGCGCCACAUGACGGACAGCGUCCUGGAGCUGUAUGGACACAGCCGGCGGGUCGGCCUCGUCGAAUGGCACCCCACGGCCAGCAACAUCCUCUUCAGUGCCGGAUACGACUAUAAGAUCCUCAUCUGGAACCUGGACGUCGGGGAACCCGUCAAGAUGAUCGACUGCCACUCGGACGUCAUCCUCUGCAUGUCCUUCAACACGGACGGCAGCUUGGUGGCCACCACUUGCAAAGACAAGAAGCUCCGGGUCAUCGAGCCACGCUCCGGGAAGGUCCUCCAGGAGGCAAACUGUAAGAAUCACCGCGUGAACCGGGUGGUCUUCCUAGGGAACAUGAAGAGGCUGCUGACCACGGGGGUCUCGCGGUGGAACACGCGGCAGAUCGCCCUUUGGGAUCAGGAAGACCUCUCCAUGUCCUUAAUCGAAGAGGAGAUUGACGGAUUGUCCGGCCUGCUGUUCCCUUUCUACGAUGCCGACACUCACAUGCUGUACCUGGCAGGAAAGGGAGACGGGAACAUCCGCUACUACGAAAUCAACACAGAGAAGCCAUACUUCACGUACCUCAUGGAGUUCCGCUCCGCAGCCCCACAGAAAGGCCUCGGAGUGAUGCCCAAGCAUGGCCUGGAUGUGUCCAUGUGCGAAGUGUUCCGCUUCUACAAGGUCAUCACGCUCAAGGGCCUCGUUGAACCCAUUUCCAUGAUUGUGCCCAGGAGGUCAGAAACGUAUCAGGAAGACAUUUACCCCAUGACUCCAGGAACCGAACCUGCCCUCACUCCGGAUGAAUGGCUCAGUGGAACAAAUAGAGAUCCCAUUCUGAUGUCCUUAAAGGAAGGCUAUAAGAAAGUAUCCAAAGUAGUUUUCAAGGCGCCCAUAAGAGAGAAAAAGAGUGUUGUCGUGAAUGGGAUCGAUCUCUUAGAAAACGUGCCCCCCAGGACAGAGAACGAGCUCCUGCGGAUGUUCUUCCGGCAGCAGGACGAGAUCCGGCGGCUGAAGAGCGACCUGUCGCAGAAGGACGUCCGCAUCCGGCAGCUGCAGCUGGAGCUGAAGAACCUCCGCAACAGCCCCAAGAACAACGAACUCUGAGGGCCGUUUUCUCAAGGAAGCCCCCCUUGUUGACGACCCCCUGCCGCCCCGUGAUUCCACCGUGUCCUCCUUCAAAGCCCCGUUGAGGUUUGAGCCAGAAGCCCCCCAAGGAGCCGAGGCCGGCUAAGUGGAGGUCGGAUCCUCCGUUGGCCGUGACUUCGGACUCGGAGACAUUGUCUGCAUGAAAAGAACCAGGGACCCUCCCGAGUCAGGAGGAGAGGAACCCCGCUCCUUAAGUCAUCAACCUACUCAUUUCGCCCUUUUGCGCUUCCGGGGACGAGGACGGAAAGCCUGCUGCCCUGGCAGGAAGCAAGCCCAAUUUAUUCCUCUAUAGAUAUAUAGAUAUAUAUAUAUUUGUUCCUAUGCAAAGUGUGACUGACAAUACGCACUGGGGUACAGAACUGGAAUUCAGGUUGGAAACCACGAAAUAACUGGAAGACGGUGCCGGGUGAGCGGAACAUGCCUUUUCUCGACGUCGGUCCCGGCAUCUCCUUAUAGGAUCCCCAAAGGCCAGGCUUUCUCAGCGUCCCUUAGCCCACCCACCCCUAAACACUGCCCAUCGUUCCAUCCAGAUCCACUCCCCCCAAAUUCCUCUGAAAUGCUUUGUAUUUGGGGCAUUGAGGGCUUGGAGCCGGGAAGUGAGUGUGUCGCCAGUUAUCGGGCAGCAGAAGCCACGUUCAGCACAUUCAUAUAUACGAUCAUCAUCGCCUGAACCCCAUCCAUUUCGUCCAAGUUUCAGACCGAAUUGUCAAGCUUUCAGACCAAUGAGCAACUCCUUUACGGUUCAGACUAGAAGCCGGAGCGGAUGCUUGACUCAGUUGACCCAGAGGACACCAAUAGGUCCCUCGCUCCUCCAGAUACUGCAAAACAAUGGUUUGAAAAAUGAGUGGAAGAACCAUAUAAAUAUGGGAAUCAAGGGGAAAAGGGUCAGAGUUUUGAAGACCUUUAGGGCAAAUAGGGGCCCAGAAAUACAGGCUAAGCAUCCCUUAUCCAGAAUAUUCCAAAUUAAGUGUCCACAUGAACGAGACCUUUGCGUUCUGAUGGUUUGGUCUUAUGCACGAAAUUAUCAUCAAACCGAUACAAAAUUGUCUUCAAGCUACAUGUAUAAGGUGCAUAUAUGAAGCAUAAAUGAGGUUUGUGUCCCAUCUCCAAAAUAUCUCAAUAUAAAUGUGUGUGUGUACACACAUAUACAUACACACACACAUAUACAUACACGCACAAAAUUGUCUUCAAGCUACAUGUAUAAGAUGCAUAUAUGAAGCAUAAAUGAGCUUCGUGUUGGACUUGGGUCCCAUCUCCAAAUUAUCUCUCUAUGCAUACAUACACAUACACACACAAAAUUGUCUUCAGGCUACAUGUAUAAGGUGCAUAAAUGAAUUUUGUGUUUGGACUUGGGUCCCAUCCCCAAAAUCUCUCCCCCCCCUCUCUCUCUCUAUAUAUAUAUAUACACAUAUAUACACACAAACAUACAUAUAUAUGUACACAAACGUGUGUGUGUGUGUGUGUAUACACACACAAAAUUGUCUUCAAGCUAUGUGUAUAAGGUGCAUAUCUGAAGUAUAAGUGAGUUUUGUGUUUGGACUUGGAUCUCAUCUCCAAAAUAUAUCGAGAGAGAGAGAGAGAUGUAUAUCUAUAUAUACACACAAACAUAUACAUACAUACAUACAUACAUACAUACAUACACACACACAUAUAUACAUACAUACUCAAAAUUGUCUUCAAGCUACAUGUAUAAGGUGCAUAUUUGAAGUAUAAAUGAGUUUUGUGUUUGGACUUGGGUCCCAUCUCCAAAAUAUCUCAAUAUAUGUGUGUGUGUGUGUACACACACACAUAUACAUGCAUACACAAAAUUGUCUUCAAGCUACAUCUACAGUAGAGUCUCACUUAUCCAACAUUUGCUUAUCCAAUGUUCUGUAUUAUCCAACGCAGUUUGCCUUUAGUAGUCAAUGUUUUUGUAGUCAAUGUUUUCAAUACAUUGCGAUGUCUUGGUGCUAAAUUCAUAAAUACAUAAUUUAUAAUUACUACAUAAUGCUACUGUGUAUUAAACUGCUUUUUCUGUCAAUUUGUUGUAAAACACGAUGUUCUGGUGCUUAAUUUGUAAAAUCACAAUGUAAUUUGACCUUUAAUAGGCUUUUCCUUAAUCCUUCCUUAUUAUCCAACAUUUUAGCUAAUCCAACAUUCUGCUUGCCCGUUUAUGUUGGAUAAGUGAGACUCUGCUGUAUAUAUAAAUGUAAUGUAUGUUUGUAGGACUGAGUAAACAACAAAACCACUGAACCAAACCACACCAAAUUUGGCCACAAAUUUGACUCUACUGUAUAAGGUGCAUAUAUGAAGCAUAAACGAGAUUUGUGUUUGGACUUGGAUCCCAUCUCCAAAAUACCUCCAUAUAUAUGUGCAUAUAUAAACACACUCACACACACAAAUGGAAUAUUGGAGGAGAUGGGAGCCAAUCAUUUUGGAUAAGGGAAACUAAACCUGUAUGAAGAUAAUAACUCUUACCUUGUCCCCUUGGAGAUGGUCAACAGCAUCCAAGAAUGUAAUUCGGGGGAAAGGCCAGUCUGAGAAAAGACAGUGGUUUCUUUAUUCGGUGGGAACUGGCCCCGAUUGUUGACAGAGGCCCCAUCUACACUGCAAUGUAACCCAGUUUGAGCACCAUUAUAAUGGUGAGUUUAGCCUCAUAUAAUGCUAGAUUAAGAGAGUCAGCACUGCCAUAUAAUCCAGUUCAUCUUUAAAAGCCUUCUUUGGAGGCUUUUAAGCAGAGGCUGGAUGGCCAUCUGUCGGGGGUGCUUUGAAUGUGAUUUCCUGCUUCUUGGCCGAAUGGGGUUGGACUGGAUGGCCGGUGAGGUCUCUUCCAACUCUACGAUUCUAUGAUUCAUCUGCAUCCUGAAAUUACAUUAUAAGGCAGAAGAGGGUUGGGAUGGAUGGCCAUUGGGAGUCUCUUCCAGCUCUGUGAUUCUAAGUCCAUGAUCCUUCACUUACAAUUUAAAAUAUCAUUCCACAAUAUAAAAACAUUCAACAGUGACUAUUUGGCAAAUUAGAUCUGAUUUACUUAAAUGCACAACCAAACAGCCAAGUCUUGAGCGCUUCUACAAAAGAUUGUAAAUGAUUGCAGUGCAUCGUCUUCCCUCAAUCCGCAUUCAACUUCCAAUAGCAGUCUCACUUAGCAAACAGCCAAGGGAUGCUUUCCUUUUUGGGAUGCCGGCUUCCAGGAUCUCAAACUGAAGCCCAAAAAUUAAACUUUCCCAGACUCUGUUUGCUGAACUGGCUAAGUGACCCAGAGCUAAAACAAAAGUGCAUUAGCAAGGUUUUAAACAGAUUCUCCAGGGAAAUUGUGGUGCAAAUCCCAAUCGCUUGCCUAAGUAGAACGGACCCAUUGAAGAAAUGGCUGACGGGUCAGUCCAAGGUCCGGUGAAUGCCCAUUGAUUCUUCUCUGGUCGGGAUUUGAGCCUUUCUUGCUUCUUGUGUCUUUAUUUUCCAAACUCAGUGGAAGGAAACUCAGGAGUUUUGGGGGUGGGUCUUCCUUUUAGAGCCCGUCUUCCGCUUCUCCAGCCCUAAAACCACUCUGCAAUGAACGGGUCCAACAGUUACGGUCUCACAGGGUUGUUGUAUGUCUUUCGGGCUGUGUGACCAUGUUCCAGAAGCAUUCUCUCCUUUCGUUUCGCCCACAUCUAUGGCAGGCAUCCUCAGAGGUUGUGAGGUCUAUGGAGAAACUAAGUAAGGAAAGGAAAGAAUAUUUAUCUGUGGAGAGUCCAGGGUGUGGCAAGAGUCCUUUGUCACUGGGAAGCCAGCAUUGAUGUUUCAGUUAAUUAUUUGAGAACACAGAAAUGCUUGAUCACUCCAACAACUCUCAUGUCAGACGACACAGAGAAGCCAUUGAAAUCCACAAGCAUGUGGACAACUUCAACAGAAAGGAGGAAACCAUGAAAAUGAACAAAAUCUGGCCACCAGUAUUGAAAAACUCAAAAAUCAGAACAGUAGAUGGCAAGAGACAAAACCUUUCCAGUGCUAAUUAGGGUGAUUAACUGGAACAUCAAUGCUGGCUUCCCAGUGACAAAGGACUUGCCACACCCUGGACUCUACACAGAUAUAUAUUCUUAUUUAUUUAUUUAUUUACAGUAUUUAUAUCCCGCCCUUCUUUUCUCACCCCGAAGGGGACUCAGGGCGGAUCACAUUACACAUAUAGGCAAACAUUCAAUGCCUUUUAACAUAGAACAAAGGCAAACAAACAUAGGCUCCGAGCCGGGCCUCGAACUCAUGACCUCCUGGUCAGAGUGAUUCAUUGCAGUGACUGAUUGUAGCUGCUCUCCAGCCUGCGCCACAGCCCGAGCCCAUUUGUGUAUUCUUUCCUUUCCUUACUUAGUUUCUCCAUAGACCUCACAACCUUUGAGGAUGCCUGCCACAGAUGUGGGCGAAACGUCAGGAGAGAAUGCUUCUGGAACAGGGCCACACAGCCCGAAAGACAUACAACAACCCAGCCUUAUGGCUGCUUUCCAAAGGGCCACUGAAUCCAUGGAUACAGAAAUUCAACUUUUUAUCCACAGCAGUCGUUGCUCUUUAGUUUCCCCCCAGUUUGGGUCCCCAGAUGUUAUUGGACCACAACUCCCAUCCUUUGGAUGAUCCGCCGUGCGGAUUGGGGAUGGUGAGAGUUGCAACCGUGGCUCCGAGGUUUGGAAAAAAAGAUUUAAAAGGUAUUUCAAAGCCAGGCAUCCUAUCCACAAACCUUGAAAAUGGCACGGAGGUUCCGGAUUCUUGAGCUGAGCGAUAGAAGCCCCAAAGGCAUGGGUGGCCUGGGUCACUUGGUCAAAAAGAUGUCCCCAUCCCGGGAAGGACAUUGUGAUAUGAGACAGCAAAAUACAUUUCUAGAAUCAACACAUUUCUAGGUUCCUCUCCUUCAGCCGUUCCCCUGAGGUGCAAAAAAGGAUCAGACUAGAAGGACGGGUCAGGAGGGGAUUUUGGCUCCUUCCAUAUCACCCUACCAGGGAAGAGGGACACUUCACCUUCUGGGUGGCCUCUGGGGCGCCGUUGUUCCGAGCGAGAGUCCUCACAAAGGAAGGAGGGCGGGCACACGGUCUCUGUCUGGUCCACGUCCACACCCCACGCUCCGUGCCUCACGCCCACUCCCCCCCUGCGCCACCCCAUUGUUUUCUCACUCGCUUAUUAUUUAUGCUGCCAUAAAUAGUGACAAAAUAAUGAUAAUAAAAGAAGUUACUGAGAUACCAAAAAAAAAA
Molecule: messenger RNA, 6822 nt
Organism: Anolis carolinensis (green anole)
Lineage: Eukaryota; Metazoa; Chordata; Lepidosauria; Squamata; Anolidae
Gene: coro2b
Product: coronin 2B
Exons: 12
Coding region: 146-1594 (482 amino acids)
Molecular function (GO): actin filament binding
Source: RefSeq, a predicted model, not a curated record